AUGUCGGAGGAAGUGAUAAAACACUCUGUACACACAUUGGUGUUCAGAUCAUUGAAACGAUCCCAUGAUAUGUUUUUAUCUAACCAAGGAUUGUUACCGCCAAUUGAUGAUAAAGCGGAGAAAGUACUAAAAGGAGUGAAAGCUCGUGACAGUUAUGGUCAGGUGAUGGACACAGUGCAGAUUGCUCAGGCAGUCAAACAGCAAGACAUUACACGGAUGCAGACCGAUAUCACUAGUGAUAAUGGUCUUGCUAAGGACAUCGAGGAUGACACACUGUCACUGCAUGGAGAAUUAGCAGAAACGGCAGCACUUGGAUCAGAAGCAGCCCUCGUACCCUUUACUGGUCCAACACCUACGGCAGCCGCACCAUCAGGAGCUCUGGCAGUGCCACGGAAACCUCCAGCAAUGCCCAAACCCAAGUGGCAUGCACCUUGGAAGUUGUUCCGUGUUAUAUCUGGACAUUUGGGCUGGGUGCGGUGUGUAGCUGUUGAACCUGGCAAUGAGUGGUUCGCCACAGGUGCUGCGGACAGAGUGAUAAAGAUCUGGGACUUGGCGAGUGGCAAGCUGAAGGUAUCGCUCACUGGACACGUCAGCACCGUCCGAGGCUUAGAAGUAUCAUCAAGACACCCAUACUUGUUCAGUUGUGGUGAAGACAGGCAAGUCAAAUGUUGGGAUUUGGAAUAUAAUAAGGUCAUACGUCACUACCACGGCCACUUGUCGGCAGUGUACACGAUAUCCCUGCACCCCACCAUCGACGUGCUGGUGACGGCCGGCCGCGACGCCACCGCGCGCGUCUGGGACAUGCGCACCAAGGCCAACGUACACACGCUCACCGGACACACCGACACCAUCGCCUCACUCGCCUGCCAGGCCGCUGAACCACAGAUCAUAACCGGCUCCCAUGACUCAACAAUUCGUCUCUGGGACUUAGCAGCUGGGAAAUCGAUGUGCACACUAACAAACCACAAGAAAUCAGUUCGUUCCAUCGUCGUACACCCAACACUAUACACCUUCGCAUCUGCUUCGCCGGACAACAUCAAACAAUGGAAGUGUCCGGAAGGAAAGUUCAUUCAGAACUUGUCUGGCCAUAAUGCUAUCGUGAACUGUAUGGCUGUCAACCCUGAAGGUGUUUUAGUCAGUGGUGGAGAUAACGGUACAAUGUACUUCUGGGAUUGGAGGACCGGGUAUAAUUUCCAGAGGUUGCAGGCGGCCGUCCAACCAGGCUCAAUGGACUCUGAGGCCGGUAUCUUCGCGAUGACAUUCGACAACUCGGGCUCCCGUCUCAUCACGACGGAGGCUGACAAGACAAUCAAGAUAUACCGUGAAGACGACACGGCGUCCGAGGAGACGCAUCCCAUCAACUGGAGACCAGAGAUCUUGAAGAGAAGGAAGUUCUAG
This is a messenger RNA of Spodoptera littoralis (African cotton leafworm), 1398 nucleotides long. The record is from the annotation of a GenBank genome assembly. NCBI's taxonomy places the organism in Eukaryota, Metazoa, Arthropoda, Insecta, Lepidoptera, Noctuidae.